AAGUGGAUGGAGUACGCUUGAAGCAAGAGCCAAGGGUUAUGGGGCACCCGCAAAGCAAAUUUGUGCGAGUCAGAUGUCUGAGGUAUCUAUUGGUGAUAAUGAUAGUUGGAGCAAAUGGGUUCAGGCCAAAAUUGUACUCUGGAAAGAAAAUCUUGGUAAUAUGCUCUCAUUGGUAAUGACGUUACAGAUCAACUAG
Dentiscutata erythropus is the source of this 196-nucleotide messenger RNA. Lineage: Eukaryota; Fungi; Glomeromycota; Glomeromycetes; Diversisporales; Gigasporaceae. The record is from the annotation of a GenBank genome assembly.